AUGUAUACACGAUGUCAGAAGAAUGCACUCCAUGGCACGAAUAAUGCGAUGCUGACGUCCAAGUCCAUGCCUGUCACGUCGCAUAUAACACACACGACACCGAGCUUUAGCUUUAAGGAUCUCGCGCUUGAGUGUUUAAUGGACAUUGAUCUCUUUCUUGGUGGUUCCUGUAACCCUACAACAUGGAGACAUGACGUUGCAAUCCCGAUGCUUGAUGCUGCACACGUGCAGUACUUUAAUCCCCAAGUGGACGAGUGGUAUGAAGAACUCAUUCAGAUUGAGACUAAGGCCAAGGAGAGAGCACACAUGAUGCUUGUAGUGAUUGACAAAGUAACACGUUGUCUCGUGUCAAUUAAUGAAGCAGUGGAAUAUAUUUGCAGAGGUAAGAAGGUCGUGCUAGUGGUUGAGGACAUUGAAGAAGGAGACGAGAUUGCAGGAAACUUGGUGUCCAAGACGGAACUGGCGGAUUUAAAUGGAGCACGGCAGUGUCUUCGUGAUUUGGCAACAAAGAGAAAUGUAAGCGUGUUGCCGGACGUGGCGACGGCGAUUGAUGAAUGCAUCGCAUGGCUUAUUCAAAGUAACGCGUCCAUGUCUCGACCAGAAAUACCGCGUUUCUGGAAAAGCUCGUCGAUUAUGCUGAAUAAAGGGUAUAGCAAGCACCGUCCGCGCCGUGUAACGUCACGUUUGUACCCUUCGCAGCUGCUGAAGCUGAACAGCACUGAUAGCAGCAAGAGCAUUACUGACAAUAGCGAACCGAGCAGUGAUUCACCCGGAGGGUUGACACUCUCACCCGCUCAGUCUAGAAUGAAGCAACUAGAUUGCCAACUGGCCAGCAACUUCACAGGAGGAUCCGUGUAUCUUGGAGGGAAUUUGUCAGCGACGUCCUGGAGACAGAGUGUUGCUAUUCCGCUGUUGCGAAAGGCUGGAAUUCCCGUGUACGUUCCAUUCGCGGACUACUUGCAAGUCGGGUUGUCUCCGGCAGCAGAAAAGCACGUACAGGCUCCGAAUGAGCAUAUUCAGGCAAUUGAUACACAGAAGACGAUUGCAGAGCUCAUUUUGUUUGUGAUUCCAAGGAAUCUGCGCUCGAUUGCCGCCAUGACAGAGGCAGUUGAGCUUGUGUCAACCCGCCAAGCUUUGUUGCUGGUGAUUGAGUCUGUGGAGGAAGGGUGUAUGGUGGAGAAAGGGAUACCGAUCACUGGUUGCGAGUUUAAAGACCUAGCACGUGCUCGAACGUACUUGCGCGAGAUGGCAGAACGCAACGACAUUGCUGUGUUUGAGUCGGUCACUGAAGCUGUCGAGAGCAUCGUAGAGAGGUUUGACGAGGUGGCAAGUUUACAGCAAACAAGUAUAGUGAUUUGA
Peronospora belbahrii is the source of this 1359-nucleotide messenger RNA. NCBI's taxonomy places the organism in Eukaryota, Oomycota, Peronosporomycetes, Peronosporales, Peronosporaceae. The record is from the annotation of a GenBank genome assembly.